Molecule: messenger RNA, 5426 nt
Organism: Blastomyces dermatitidis ER-3
Lineage: Eukaryota; Fungi; Ascomycota; Eurotiomycetes; Onygenales; Ajellomycetaceae
Product: VPS15 protein kinase
Exons: 3
Coding region: 232-5118 (1628 amino acids)
Biological process (GO): late endosome to vacuole transport; macroautophagy; protein targeting to vacuole
Cellular component (GO): nucleus-vacuole junction; phosphatidylinositol 3-kinase complex, class III, type II; phosphatidylinositol 3-kinase complex, class III, type I
Molecular function (GO): ATP binding; protein serine/threonine kinase activity; protein binding
Source: RefSeq, a predicted model, not a curated record
CCAUCGCCUAACGUCGCUGGCUUGAAGCAGACGACACACCAGUGCGUCGUGACAAGUUGUUGCCACAGUCUAGGCGUUGAAACGCCGUGUUAAACAAUCCCGAAAGGAUCAGCAAGGAGCCCUGAUAUGAACAAGUCUUUGCAAUCGGGAUUCACCAAGUAAAGAAUAGCUAGCACCAUGACAUCAGUUUGCGACACACGGUCAUAUAGCAGUUGAGCUCCAAAAGACAUCAUGGGGCAGGGCUAUUCCCUUACCACGCUUUCCGCUGGCUCUGCGGGCAUCGAUGUGCCAGAGCUCGCGGACCUUGUGUACGAAAAGUCCUUAGGCACUGCAAGGUUCAUGAAGAGCAUACGCGCUAGGCACAGAAAUGGCCUCGUUUUUGUUAAAGUGAUAAUGAAGCCGUAUCCGAGCAUGGAACUAGAUCCAUAUGUCAAGGCCAUUCUCCGCGAACGAGAUAUACUAGAAGAUAUCCCCAAUGCCCUUGGGUAUCAGCGGAUACUUGAGACUGGGACUGGCGGCUACCUAGUCCGUCAAUAUAUCCACAGUUCGCUCUAUGAUCGUAUGAGCACUCGCCCCUUCCUCGAGGAUAUCGAGAAAAAAUGGAUAGCUUACCAGUUACUUUCUGCCCUCCGGGAUUGCCAUUCUCAUGACAUUUACCAUGGCGAUAUAAAAACCGAAAAUUUGUUGGUGACAUCCUGGAACUGGCUAUACUUAUCGGAUUUCUCGUCGUCGUUUAAACCAACAUUUCUUCCAGAAGAUAAUCCAGCCGAUUUUUCAUUCUAUUUCGAUACUUCCGGCCGGCGGACAUGCUACUUGGCUCCCGAACGGUUUCUCAUGGCUGGUGAAGAACCUGAUAGUAGAGGCGUAAACUGGGCAAUGGACAUAUUUAGCGCUGGUUGUGUGAUCGCUGAGUUAUUUCUUGAGUCCCCGAUUUUCACGCUCAGUCAACUUUAUAAGUACCGGAAAGGGGAAUACGAUCCGGAACAGAGCCACCUGUCAAAGAUUGAAGAUCCCGACGUAAGAGAUCUGGUCGUUCACAUGAUCCGUGUCGACCCAGAAUCCAGGUACUCGGCUGAGGAAUGCCUCAACUUCUGGCGCCACAGAGCAUUUCCUGAAUAUUUUUACAGUUUCCUUCACCAAUACAUGGGACACAUUACUGAUCCUUCGUCUGGUCGUGCCCGGCCUGAGCUUAGGCCUGGUGAUCUACGAGAGGCUGAUGAACGAAUUAAUAAAACGUAUUUGGAUUUUGACAAGAUAUCCUAUUUCCUUGGCGUUAAUGCUAAACCUGCUAUUGAUGGAUCAAAUCUCACUCUUCCAACGCUUAACUACCCUAUUUUCCCCCUUCAGCUCGAUUUACCGAACUAUGGCAACCAACCCUCAAAGCCUCAGUCUGAUACUGAUGAUGGAACACUAAUAUUUCUUACACUUGUUGUUUCGAGCCUCCGAAAUACCGCAAAGGCUUCUGCUAGAGUAAAAGCUUGCGAUAUCCUGCUGGCUUUCGCUGAAAGGGUUCCCGAUGAAGCGAAGCUUGAUAGGAUUUUGCCCUUUGUGAUGUUUCUACUUACCGAUCGCUCAGAUGUGGUCAAAGUAGCUGCCAUUCGAACCUUAACCCAGCUUCUCGCUAUGGUCCGGGUCGUUUCACCAGUCAAUGCUUACAUCUUCCCGGAGUAUAUAUUUCCCCGCUUACAGCCAUUUAUCCCAGGCCCCAAUUCAAAUCCUAGCCCAAUUGUCCGGGCAGCGUAUGCCUCCUGCAUUGCGUCUCUUGCGCAAUCCUCGCUUCACGUGCUGGAUAUGGUUCAGGCCUUGCGCUCAGAUAUACGGCUGGGGUCGCUCGUUCCUGAAAGCACAGAAGUAGGUUGGACAGAAGAUGUGUCUUACCAUAAUCUCUAUGACGUGGCUCGAAUUGAUCUUCUCGACUUCUUCGAAUCACAUACAAAAUCUUUACUUACGGACAGUGAUGUUUCUGUUCGUCGUGCCUUCCUCGGAUCAGUCGCCAGUCUUUGCGUCUUCUUCGGCAACCCAAAGGCAAAUGAGGUGAUUCUCAGCCACCUUAAUACUUAUUUGAAUGAUAAAGAUUGGAUACUCAAGUGUGCUUUCUUUGAAGCAGUGGUUGGAGUCGCCACAUAUGUAGGAAGUACAAGUUUGGAAGAGUUCAUUUUGCCUCUCAUGGUCCAAUCUAUGACUGAUCCAGAAGAGUUUGUUGUCGAGAGAGUUCUUCGCUCUCUUGCUCGUAUGGCCAAACUGGGGCUUUUCCAGCGAGCAACCACGUGGGACCUCCUCCAUAUCGCCGUACGAUUUUUCAUCCACCCUAGCAUAUGGAUACGCGAGGCGGCCAUCCAUUUUGUUGUUGCUUCAACCACAUUCCUGUCCCCGGCCGAUACGUAUUCUAUCAUAACACCUCUCGUUCGUCCCUUUCUCAAAACUAACACAACGGACAUCUCGGAAGCCCAACUGUUGGACGCUCUGAAAAAACCACUUUCCAAAAGUGUAUAUGAUAUGUUAGUGAUAUGGGCAACUAAAGCCGAGAAAGGUGUCUUUUGGAAAUACGCUGCGCGUGACGGAGUGUUUGAUCUGGGUGGUCCACCUACGUCGAGCUUCGGGAAGAUUCGGCAGCGUGGCAGCAAUUACUCAUCGAACACGAUCACAAAAAAUGACGAAGACGAGCAGUGGCUCUCUCGCAUAAAAAAUAUCGGAAUGGCCCAGGAGGAUGAGUUCAAAUUACUAGCUCUCAAAGAGUACAUAUGGCGAGUUGCCACCAGACGACCUAAAGAAGGGGAUACCAGCUCAACUGCACCCUUGUCAAAUAUUGUAUCCUUAAGCCAGCACGGUGUCACUCCGCAAACGGUCUUUUUUGAUAAAAAACAAAAUGUAGAGCAACGACGAUCAUCACUCAGCAAGUUGAAAGCGCCAGCUGGCGAGAGGAAAGUUCAUACAAUUGCUGAUGCGCUCCUUGAUGCCUCGACGACAAUUGAUACUGUGCCCGGGUCCCGCCGCACAAAUCUGCCACCAGGUGACGGUGGGCGGAUAGAAAGUGGAAUCUCUCAUGCUGUGCCACGAAUGACCCGGGACCCUGCUUCGCCUGAAUCGUCGUCGCCGACCCGUGCAGUUGGAUCACAGGAUUCUUCAGGGUCUCCAUCAGAUGUAGAACGUAGGGAUGAUAGUCAUCGAACCCGACCAGAAGAUGCAUCAACCCGUGAUCGUUCGUUGAGGCGUAAGGAUUCCGACAACCUUUCUGCAACGCUUCCGGGUGGCGGAGUCCAUCGCCGGCCUUCAGCCAUAAACCUUCUCAACCGUACUGAAACCGCAAAAGCAUAUGCCGAAACUUCCACCACAUCGACGAACGCCUUCGGAAAAGUAGACGCCCCAGUUCAAAGGGACCAACGCCGCCGCCCAUCACCGCUUUCCAUGGUGCAGGACUCAAAACUUCCAGCGGAAGCACCACGACAUUAUCGCGCAAACCACACUUAUCGUGGCAACGACCCCACGAUCCUAAAACUUCUAGAUGCAGUAUUUGCUGAGAACUAUCCGAUUGAUUUAUAUGACUUUGGGCCAACCGUUUCUCCGGUCACCACUCAUCAUCCUAUCAAGAAGUCAAGCUUUCAGACGCCAGAGAAGCCCUGGAGGCCCCAAGGAAACUUGGUUGCAAUGUUCGGUGAACAUAGCGGGCCUAUAAACCGCGUUGUCGUAGCCCCUGACCAUGCAUUUUUCGUCACGGCGUCGGAUGAUGGCACGCUUAAAGUAUGGGAUACCACGAGAUUGGAAAAAAAUGUAACCCCACGCUCCCGACAAACCCACCGUCACGAUAGUGGUGCAAAAGUGAAAUGCGUUACCUUCAUCGAAAACACUCAUACCUUUGUCAGUGCGGCGACGGACGGGAGUAUUCAUGCGGUUAGGAUCGAUUAUCGCAAUAUUAACGAUGCCCCCCGAUACGGGAAACCACAAGUUGUCCGCGAAUAUAACCUUUCCUAUCUGCCAAAUAGCUUGGGUGAAUACGCCAUUUGGAUGGAACAUUAUCGAUCUGAGGCCCAUUCCAUGCUUCUGAUUGCUACAAACAAAUCUCGAGUUUACGCCUUAGACCUAAAAACGAUGAGUGUAAUAUACACGCUGGAAAAUGCUAUUCAUCACGGAACUCCCACAACAUUUUGUUUGGACAGGAAGCACAACUGGCUCCUUCUUGGCACAUCGCAUGGUAUCCUUGACUUAUGGGAUCUUCGGUUCCGCAUACGAGUGAAAUCAUGGGGCCUUCCCGGUGGAGCCCCUAUUCAUCGGUUGCUAAUACAUCCACUUAAAGGGCGAGGAAGAUGGAUAUGCGUAGUAGGAGGCAGCAACAACGGCUCCGAAAUUAUGGUAUGGGAUAUUGAUAAAGUUCAAUGCAGAGAGGUAUACUGCACGUCUUCGGCGCCCACUGAUGCAUCUAAUGAGGGCGACGACGGGCGAAACCCCAGCACACGGAAAAACAUCAACCUAGCAGCAGACACUAGCUGGAAGAACUAUGAGCCAUGGCGUGUUGACGAAGACCGACCCGAAGGUAUGCUGGGGCGCUUUGCGGGCAAACCUCAGUCGUCUGCUGGUGUUGAGCCGAGUGUCAGAAACGGGACUGGCCUCUCUUCAUCCAGUAGCAGUGACCGGAGUGGCAUCCGGGCCAUCGCGGUUGGACUUGAUGUGCCUGAGAAUAGCCAGGAAGGGUCAAAAUGCGGAUUCUUAAUAUCUGGUGGAUCGGAUCGGAAAGUCCGCUUCUGGGAUGUCACCCACCCGGAUGCCUCGAUGAUAAUCAGUGGCUUGGAGGUGGUGCCUGACGGAAUCGCGCAGAAACCACGAUACGACGUAACACACCCUACCCCUUCAUUAACCGUCACCACUGAGUGGGUGCCUACUACCGGGGCUUCUCCUAAUGGCAGCGGCAAGGGGCGAGGUUCUACAAAGAAGCGUGGAGACAAGGGCUCGGCUACCGGACCUACCGCAGCCAGCCGUCCUCCCAGAAGCACAGUAAUCAGCCUACAACAGCAACAACUUUUGAAAAGUCAUCUUGACUCCAUUCUUGACGUUGCGCUCCUAGAAUCCCCGUAUGGGAUGACUGUCAGUGUCGAUCGCGGGGGGAUGGUAUACGUAUUUCAAUAAAAAUUUUCGAGGUUAAGUAUUGGGUGUUUAGUUUUGAAAGCAAGCUUUCUACUACUACUUUGUACUUAUCAUAAAUAUGUUACUAUGCCAGUUACUUUUUAAAAAAUCUAUACCCAGAACUUGCCAGAGACUAUGUGCCUAGUUGGAUAUCUAACCACUUCUUUAGCAAGAAUUUGCAAACCUCAAUCCAUUGGCAUCACAAACACCAAAAUCAAUUGCGUAGAUACAUAAGCUUCCCGGUUCUGAGAGACAGUUAUUAACCCCGUAUUCGGGUCGAUCUAGCAUCAGCAGUCGGGACAGAGAUCAGG